Molecule: messenger RNA, 1236 nt
Organism: Eurytemora carolleeae
Lineage: Eukaryota; Metazoa; Arthropoda; Copepoda; Calanoida; Temoridae
Exons: 9
Coding region: 323-1036 (237 amino acids)
Source: RefSeq, a predicted model, not a curated record
AUACUCGUCUAAGAUAUUUUGCUACAGUUUAGUUUCUACAAAAGAGUUCUCCAGGGUUUGGAGUUUUGUCCAAGCUUUGCAGUGUAUUCCUGUUAUUAUUGGAGUGUCAACAGCAGGUUAUAUAAAUGAGACAUAUGGAAAACCGGGUUACUGGAUUUCUUUAGUACUUAUUUCAUUUGGAGGUGGUCUUCUAUCCCUCCUGCCUCCCCUGGAACAGGUUCCUAUUCAGAUUAUAGAACAGCAGGAAUAUGAGGUUGAGGAUGUGCUAAGAUGCUCGGAUUUGGCGGAUUUAGCAGAUCUAGGGGAUUUUAACAAUCUGUCAAUGUCGUGUAAUAGUAAAAUGGAAAGAUUUAUGCCAAAUGAUAGUAAAUCCUCAAGAGCUGGCAAUAUUCGACGGCUAUCCGUGUUUUCCUAUUCGGACCCGGAACGACUCUCAGACUCGUAUUACAAGACUCCUGUUGUAAUGGAGAGACAAAGCAGUGUACACUUCCACCCUGAAACCUUGUACAGCACUGCAAGCCAGGGCGAAGAUGUAAACAUAAACAACCAGUACAGUAAACCAAGCCUUCGUAUGUACAACGAUCCCGCAGAAUGGAAUGCUUCAAGAUCUAAAAAAGAGACAAGAAUUGGAGAUAAAUCAAGAAUGGGACAAGAUCCAAGAUUUGGACAAGACAAAGGGUUGGGACAUGAUACAGCAAAGGGACAUGAGACAAGAAUCGGAGUAGAAACAGGAAUGGGACACGAGAAUAGGAAUGAACAGGAAACUAUUAUUAGACAAGAGCCGUUUAUUAGACAAGAGACUAAACAAGAACAGAUGGAUGUUAAAGGACAAGAAGUUAGGCUAGGACAAGAAACAAGACUAGGACAAGAAGCAAGACUAGGACAAGAAACAAGACUAGGACAAGAAACAAGACUAGGACAAGAAACAAGACUAGGACAAGAAACAAAAUUAGGACAAGAAACAAGACUAAGACCUGAACGAAUAUCUUUUCCUCAAGAUAUUCUUGUAAUAGAUCAGAUCACUUCAACUGUUUAAAAAGGUCUGGAGUUGACCAAGUAAUACUGCCGAAGAAAAAAGUUUAAAUUUAAAUAUUAAUCUUAAUUGUAUUCACCCUAAUCAUUGUAGCGCCUGCCUAAGAAUAAUUAAAGAGACUAUAGGGGUAAUUUCAAGUGACCCAACUUUGGUAGAGUGAAUUAUUUGAUUCACAACAGUACCCUUUAAACCUUGGACUGAUC